CCAUCAGAGUCCCUCGAUCGCAUCUUCUACAGGGCUGCCACGACCGGCAUUUGGGCUUGAGCCACACUGUCGAUUCAACAUUCGCAUUGCCAGCCGCUCUCCUCGAACACAGCUGGCCUACACAACCUCUCCGGCAACACAAAGCGGCAUUAGGCAUCUGAUUAUCCCAAAACAACACCUGACGUUCCGAUGAACAGCACCUCGGCCAUGGAAGGGGUCGCUGCAACACAUCCUCUCCACAGCGCCGGCCACGGCUCCAAUGCAGAUCCAAGCCAGGCAACUAUCUGGAACAGAGCCCUGCCCUACGACACCCUUCAUGACCAGGGCGUGUUGCUGGGCGAAAUCAAGACCGGGCUCGCCGUCUGUCUCGAGGCCGCAGACCACAUCGGAAUCAUCCACUGGGUGGUCCAGCUCAGCCAUUUUCUCGAUCUCAAGUACCGGCUCUCGUACCAGGACCGAGCCGUUUUCGUGCAGAUUUUCACCGAUCUGAUCGUCCUGCCCUCGGUCGACAGCGCUACGCUCGAGAAAUACAUAUCAAUCACCUGCAAGCUUCUCAAGAAAGACGAUCACAUACCCCCUGGAAUGCUGGUCGUGGAAUGGAGGCCCCUCUACGAAGUGACUCGCUCCAUGUUCUUUGGAAAGAGGCGAGAGGCUGUUCAGUGCGGCACGGGGAAGCACGCUGCUGGGUUGAUCAAGUUGAUGGGUCUGGUCAGAAGGUACUUCAAGCCCAGCACCACCGCCGAGGUCUUGGCCGAGUUCCUUCCAUGGAUCAACAUUCACGACUUUAACCGGAGCCUCGGCGCCCUUUCGUUCAUGUGCCUUCUGCUGCCCACACACGAGGCGCCGCCGCCCCCGGAUGGCUGGGACCCGAGCACCACUCCAAAGUUCUACUGGGUGCCGACUCUCUUUUCCCUGUGGCAGCUCGUGGCCCAUUCCCCCGCCUACGAUAUCGUAUAUAUGGAGAUUCUCGCGCGGCUGGCCGUGGACCAGAUCGCGACACCCUGGAAUGUCGGCUGGACGGCCGAGCAAGUGAAAUACGUCUUCAGCUGCGGCUUGAAAAACACCGAGGUUCCCGUCGGCAGCAGCACUGUAGCUUCGACCAACGUCUCGAUUGGCCAAGGCGGGUCAGCUGCGGGAGCAGCUGGAUUCAAGAUCGACGUUGCUGGCGGCGCAGCAGAACUCUUUGCAAGUUAUCGCAAGUCCAAAACAGAGAUCUUUGCGGCGUACAUUGUCAACACCAUGUAUCCGUCUCUGUCCAAAGUCGACGACUGUCCCGCAGCUCCCGCCACCAACAGCAUGUCCCAGCUAUCGAAGAUGAUGCAAGCCAUCGAGAGCUUCUACCACCCCUCCAAUACCGGCCGAUGGACCUUUGAUCUAGCCUGCUUCGCGCAGCAUCUCGCGAGCGAAUUCCUGAAGCGGGUGCGAAAAGAGCAACGCCCGGAUUGCAAGACCCCACAGGCUUUCUGCCUCACGACGGAGAUGAAGCGCGAGUUUGUCCUUAUCCUCCGCGGCGUGCUGUUCCUGAGCAUGUUUGGCAAGGACCGCUAUGCAGUCUCGGCCUCACAUACAGCACUGAAGCAUCUCGCGUGGAUUGAGCCAGAUCUGAUCAUCCCUGGACUCCUGGAGCGCGCAUACCCGGCGCUGGAGAACUUGACCGAGACACACCGUACCGUCUCGUGCAUCGGUGCCCUGUCUGCUCUGGCUCUCCCCCUCAUUUCUCGAUCGCACUAUCCGCAAGGCGCCAAGCACAUCGCCUCUCUCCUGCACCUCACAAUCCCUGGCAUCGACAUCAACGACCCGAUCAAGACGUUUUCGUCGCUCAUGUUCAUCAACCACGCAUCGAUGUGCAUCUCGUUUAUCGACAUGACCAAGGGAGCACCACUCGACUUUUCCGAUCCAUCGAUGGUGUCUGACGCAGACGAGCAGAAUGCUCUGUGCAGAGAAGCCACUGCCGAAUUCGAGCCCUGGCUGCUCAAGUUCCUCGACCGUGUUUUCAGCAUGUUUGAAAAUCUGCCUCAGCAAUACGCCAUCCGCACCGACAAGCAGACUCUCGAGACUUCGCUGAUUCAGAUGCUCUUGUAUUCCUGCGAGCGCGUGUUUUCGCAGCUCUCCGACGACCUGCACGCCGUCGCUCUGAAGAAGAUUGUCGAGUUUGUCGAGCUGAACGUUAUCCCCAACGCCACGUGUGCUAUCGGAUCGGUAUGUGCCUCGGUUUCUUACGGUGGCCGGGCCCGCGCCCUGUCCGUACUUCUCCCCCUCUGCGAACGCAAGAUUGUCUCGGAGCUCGCCGAGCACGGCGCCAGCUCCAUUUCGACCGGCGCGAACGCCUCGUCGGCAUCCUCGACGACACAGCACCCCUUUGGCUUUGCCACCAUGUCGGACUCGACAUUGCACUGGUACCAGUCGAUCAUGUACAGCAUCGUCCAGAACUCUGGCAGCAUCGUCCUUGACUACAAGGCGAGCCUGAUUCGUGUGCUAGACACGAGUUUCGAGCUGUGUCGAUCGCGGCGAGGCUACAAGUGGGCCGGCAGACUCUUGCGCAAUCUCCUCUGCUCCCUCACACACAUUUAUCCGCUGGAGGCCCGCAACGUAGAUCAGACUCAGUGGGACAGUCCAGAUUACUCCGAACACGCCUAUCAGUCUUGGGGCGAGCCAAGCGAUCUGGACAACAUCAAUGUCACCUGGCACGUUCCAAAUAAUGCCGAGCUGGACUUUGCGGUCGAACUAAUUGAUCGCUAUCUGCCUAUGGCAUUUGAGAAGCUGGAUGCAGCCGCUCACGCUGCGACAGAGUUGGCGCAUAUGAAGACCAACAAGGAGCAAAGCAAUGAGACACUCAAGUGGCUGUGCAUCCUGCGAUGUAUCUUGCAUGGAAUGACCGCCCUCGUCGACGACUACUCAGCAGAAAACCCUGCUCCAUCGGCCAAUGAGUUCCACGAGUUCAUCGAGCGCGAAGGCCAUCCGAUCGACGGACCGCCUUUGAGGCGCCAGACCGUGCAGAGCGGAUACUGCUUCCAGGACAAGAGUGAUCCCAGGAUGGCCAAGAUACUGCGCUAUCGCUCACAGGCGUCUGUCAAGCUGCUCGAGUACCUCCGAUUCCACCGAACUCACAACGAGGAUGAGAUCGAGUUGAUUAAAAUCGUCAUCAAGUGCUCCCGUAUCCUGUACACCGACCGCGGUGUCGACAAGACCCGAUACGACAACCUGCAGCGCGGCUACACCUACGGCAAGGCCUUUAUCAAAUCCGAAAGCGACGACAAAAAAUGGCGCCCACGCCACAUGCUCGUCAAGCGGGCCUACAUGCAGCACCUAUUCCGUCUGCGCCACAAUUCGUGCAGCGCCCAGCUCAAGCGCCACAAGAUCGACGGCGUUGAUGUCCUGGAACAGACCGUUCACGAGAUCUUGGAGUGCUGCCUGGGCAAGUACGCCAGCGUCCGCAAGAUUGCCCAGUCGGUUCUCACGCGCAUCGUCGUCUGCUUUACCAGUUUCCGAUGGACCGUGUUUCCAAAGCUGCUGCAUGAGCUCGAGAGCGAGUCCGCGGCGGGUGCCACGGGAGGAAAGGCUGCCGCAGCCGGACUGGCCAAAGCAUUGCUGGCACCAGCCACCGGCACGGACUCUCCCUUCCUCGACCCGCGACAUCUGCGAGCUCUUGCUGCAGACGCCAGCGGCAGCAGCAGUGGUGCCGAGAGCGAAGGAGAAUCCGAUCGGAUGAAGGGCGCUCUGUACCUGCUCAAGAGCGCGACGUUCAUCUCGCUGGGGCUCAAGUCCAUGAGCCUUCAAGCGGCGUUUAUGGUUGUGAUGUCGAAGGCACAGCAUCAGGAAAAGCCCACAAUCCAAGAACUGCUGCGCAAGGUGUACCGAGAGUUUGUCCUCAAGUAUUACACACUGCCGCUGCGCUAUAGCCCCGACAACAAACUGUCCAGACACAGCGAGUACGCCUCCUACCUGUUGCGGGGCUGCUCGAAUGGAGCGCCAAACGUCGCAUCCCUUGUUGCUGCCCUGGAAUUGAACAACACCGAGUCGAUCCAGUCUUACAACCAGCUGAUUCCUGACCUUCUCAAGAUCCUGAAGGACCCUCGUCUGCACUGGCGAUUCGCCACCAUUACCACGAGUCUCAUCGAGCUGGUUCUUCGCUCGGACCAGCCUAUCUCGAAGGAGCUGGCCGAGUUUGCGCUCAAUGGAGUCUGCAACGAGCUCCAGACCCUGCGCCGAGCCUCGCUCUCGACUCUGUCAAACAUACUGCUCAUCUUGAAGAAACGAUGUCCUCGCCCGCCGCGCAAGAUUCAAGUCCAAGUUGGCACCGAAUGGAAGGCCGAUGAUCCGGACGGCGCCUUCCAAGAUAAUGGACAGAUCGGCUGGUACUGCUGGCCAGAAAGCGUGGAAGUCUACCCAAUCAAUGUCGGCAGCAGCGAUGAACUUCCUUUCAGCGACCCGACCUCGUCUGAGGCCCAAGAUGCCAUCCAAGCAGCCCUGGGCAGCCCCGAGUUUUGGGAGAGAUUUAUCAAGUUCCAUGCGCAGGAAAAGGGCGGCGACAACGAGACCUUCAGCAACACGAUGGCGCAGUUCUACAAGGGCCUGUUCAUCAAUUUUGAAGAUAGGUUCCUGGACUUGCUCAAGCCCAAGAUCGAGGGCCUGUGCCAGUCUGCGAUGAAGAGCGAGCAGAGGGCCGGUGCCGAGAUCCUGUCGGGUCUGAUCCGCGGCAGCAAGCACUGGCCCACUGGCCCUGGUUCCAAGACCGAGAGGCUCUGGGCUUGGGUCGUACCCGUUAUCCGCAGCACGCUCGCAGGAUGCACAUCCGAGUGUCUCAAGCUGUGGGAUAACUUUUUGAAGUUUGUCAGUAGCGACCGGGAUCCGCGCCGAUUGAGACCUAUUCUCGACUGCGUGUUUGGCGCCGUAUUCGAUCCCACGUCGCAGUCAUUCUUUACUGAGGCCAAGAAGCUCUUCUUUGUGAGGACGGUGCUGGCGACCAUACACUGGCGCGCGCUGCCUCAUGUCCCGGCCCUGAUGCGGAGCUACAUGGGCCAUCUCGACAAUCCAUACAAACAAGUGCGCGAGCUGCUGGGCGCCAACAUCAACGAGAUCACCCAGAUCAUGUGGCGACCAGGAACACAGAACGUCGAUGCCCUGCUUGCUUGGAACGUUCAACACCCCAUGGACUUUACUAGCAUUGGCCUGUGCGGGUUCGAUGGCCAGCGACAUGCCGUGUGGGCGCAAAUGGAUGUCCUCGUAAAGGACGCCAUUGAGCAGCUCCGCAGGCUCCGAGCCGAGCAGGCAAAGGGGGAUCCUACCGCGCCGGCGUCGGUCCAGUACGUAAACGCCUCCAAGACGGUCCUGGCUUGGCUCGCGUACGGUCUGCGAUCCCAUCGCCCUCUCGGUCUUUAUCCCUACGCUGAAGAUUUGCUGACAGAGGUCCUGUACAUGCAAGACUGCCCCGACAAGGAUCUGCAGGAGCAGGCCGCUCAGCUCACGCAGAUGUUUGCUCAUCUGCCAUACCCGUCUCAGAGGGUGCCCGAGAUGAUCAAGCAUCUUACACAGUUGCUGGUGCAGCCACGAGGAGAUGCAGGCAGCGAGGCUGUGCAUCCGGUCGGCGCGGUGAGCUGGCACAUCAAAGUGCGUGCCCUACCGAUGCUCCAGGUGUUUUACUUUAAGCACCUGUUCCUCAUGCGCCCGGAGGCUGUAGCGAUGGUCAUGGAGGCGAUCUACGAGCUCUUGAUGGACCACCAGGUCGAGGUCCGACAGCUGGCGUCGGUGACCUUGUCGGGCUUGAUCCGCUGCUCACAGCGAGAUGCCAUCGUGGACAUCAAGGCUCGAUUCGACCGGCUACUAGAUAUCAAGCUGCCAUCCCGCCAGCGCGGGGCUCCGGCACCCCCGGGCUUCGCCGAGGCUGUUCUCCGUCGCCACUCGGCGGUCCUGGGACUCAGCGGAUUGGUGCAGGCUUUCCCAUACGAGGUCCCCAAAUGGAUGCCAUCGACGCUGGUGCGACUGGCGUCAUGCAUCACCGACCCCAAUCCCAUCUCGGUUACGGUCAAGAACAUGUUCUCGGACUUCCGCCGCACGCACCAAGACACCUGGCACGAGGAUAAGGAGCAGUUCAGCGAAGAUGAUCUGUACACGCUCUCGGAUCUCUUCAUAUCUCCAAGUUACUAUGCAUGAGCAAGCCGGGGUGAGCUUGUGGGUCCGACCAUGCCGGGCAAGAUUCACACAGUUUGUCUACCAAGAGCAGGACACUCGAAUCCGAGAGCGGGCGAUGAUGCAGUAUUCUGUCGUCUACAAUACAUGCUUAUGCACAGCUUACACGGUCAAUGG
Polychytrium aggregatum is the source of this 6303-nucleotide messenger RNA. RefSeq lists its product as uncharacterized. The transcript has 19 exons. Bases 190 to 6150 code for a protein of 1986 amino acids. Gene Ontology annotation, molecular function: peptidase activator activity; proteasome binding. The record is from RefSeq and is a predicted model, not a curated record. Gene Ontology annotation, biological process: proteasomal ubiquitin-independent protein catabolic process. NCBI's taxonomy places the organism in Eukaryota, Fungi, Chytridiomycota, Chytridiomycetes, Polychytriales. Gene Ontology annotation, cellular component: cytosol; nucleus.